Molecule: messenger RNA, 3038 nt
Organism: Lepus europaeus (European hare)
Lineage: Eukaryota; Metazoa; Chordata; Mammalia; Lagomorpha; Leporidae
Gene: SLC71A2
Product: major facilitator superfamily domain containing 14B
Exons: 12
Coding region: 41-1561 (506 amino acids)
Biological process (GO): transmembrane transport
Cellular component (GO): membrane
Molecular function (GO): transmembrane transporter activity
Source: RefSeq, a predicted model, not a curated record
GACCCGGAGCGCCCCGAGCCGGCUCGGGCAUGGCCGCGGAAUGAGCGCGGGGCCGCCGCGGGAGCCGGAACGGAAAACGGCGUCGGAGCCCGAGGCAGGAAUCAUGCCGGAGAAGCGCGCCGGAGCGCAGGCCGCGGGCGGAGGCUGGUUACAAGGCUUUGGCCGACCAAGUGUAUACCAUGCUGCUAUUGUCAUCUUCCUUGAAUUCUUUGCGUGGGGCCUGCUGACAACUCCAAUGUUAACUGUUCUGCAUGAAACAUUUCCUCAACACACAUUUCUCAUGAAUGGUCUCAUUCAAGGUGUAAAGGGCCUGCUCUCUUUUCUGAGUGCCCCACUCAUAGGUGCUCUAUCUGAUGUGUGGGGGAGAAAGCCCUUUCUCCUUGGCACUGUCUUCUUCACCUGCUUCCCAAUCCCACUGAUGAGGAUCAGCCCAUGGUGGUAUUUUGCAAUGAUUUCUGUGUCUGGAGUCUUCUCAGUCACGUUUUCUGUGAUAUUUGCCUAUGUUGCUGAUGUCACUCAGGAACACGAGAGAAGCACUGCUUAUGGAUGGGUCUCAGCCACCUUUGCUGCUAGUCUGGUCAGCAGCCCGGCCAUCGGAGCAUACCUUUCUGCCAGUUACGGAGACAGCCUUGUUGUGUUGGUGGCCACGGUGGUGGCUCUUCUGGACAUCUGCUUCAUCUUGGUGGCUGUUCCAGAAUCUCUUCCUGAGAAAAUGAGACCAGUCUCCUGGGGAGCUCAGAUUUCUUGGAAACAAGCAGACCCUUUUGCGUCACUGAAGAAGGUUGGAAAAGAUUCUACUGUCUUACUAAUCUGCAUCACCGUGUUUCUCUCAUACCUUCCUGAAGCUGGACAGUAUUCAAGCUUUUUCUUAUAUCUCAGGCAGGUCAUAGGUUUUGGAUCUGUGAAAAUUGCAGCUUUCAUAGCUAUGGUGGGAAUUCUGUCGAUUGUGGCUCAGACAGUCUUUCUUAGCAUCUUGAUGAGAUCACUGGGAAAUAAGAACACUGUCCUCCUUGGCUUGGGCUUCCAAAUGCUCCAGUUGGCCUGGUAUGGGUUUGGAUCUCAGGCCUGGAUGAUGUGGGCGGCAGGGACUGUGGCCGCCAUGUCCAGCAUCACAUUCCCAGCAAUCAGUGCCCUCGUCUCCCGGAACGCAGAGCCAGAUCAGCAAGGAGUUGCCCAGGGCAUCAUAACUGGAAUAAGAGGCCUAUGCAAUGGCCUGGGGCCAGCACUUUAUGGCUUCAUAUUCUACAUGUUCCACGUUGAACUGACUGAGUUGGGCCCAGAAUUGAAUUCUGACAGUGCUGCCCUGCAGGGAGCUGUCAUCCCAGGCCCGCCAUUUUUAUUUGGAGCAUGUAUAGUUCUUAUGUCUUUUCUGGUUGCCUUAUUCAUCCCUGAAUACAGUAAAGUCAGUGGAACUCAAAAACACAGCAGCAGUGGCACUGGCAGCCUGACCAGCACCCCCGAACGGGGCAGCGGGGAAGACAUUGAGCCUCUGUUGCAAGACAGCAGCAUCUGGGAGCUUUCCUCUUUUGAGGAGCCUGGGAAUCAGUGCACUGAAUUAUGAACUCUGCAGGAAGGGGAUUCUGCUGACCCACGACCCUGAGAGCCAUGGAGGGAGCUGCACAUGGAGGCUUCGUGGUGCUGGAGGGCAGAUGCUAAGCGGCAUCCUUCAGGGACAAGUAGGAGGAGCAACUCCCUCCAUCCCUUUCUUCCUCUUCCUCUUCAGUCUUUCUCUCUCUUAUGUUGUACAUUAUUAGAACAAGGUAAGGUUUCAGAUACUUUCCUGCAAAUGAUGUGCAACUCUCAAAGUUACCUAGAAUCCAAACUUCAGAAUAGAAACCUCAAAUAGAAAAGGUCGUAUCUCUGAUGAAAGGAUAGCUUUUCUCUAGGAACUGUGGAAUAGGAGCAGCUAUGGUCUUUCCGGGCCCUUUGUAGCAGACGGCACAGGAUUGUGGUGGACUGCCUUUUCUGGCAAGAUGUCAGGUGAAGAACUUUGUUUUCUUCCUUCCUGCUUCUUUGAGGUAUUCCCACUUAGCCCAUAGGUAUGGAGAGUGGCCACUCUCAAGAGUCACUCAGUAUCAGGGACCUGUUGCCUUUAUCCAAAGGUCAAACAAAAACUUUCUUUUUUUUUUCUCCUUGUAUUUUCUCUACUUCCUAUGCUUGGCUAAAAUGAACAUUAGUAAUGUUGAUUAGUGAUUGCCUUUACCAGAUGAAGGGAGUUCUUCUCUUCUGUUUAAAUCAUGUAGAACUCAGAUUCCUGGACCUGAGUUCAGCGUCCUGGUCAGAUCUGAGUGUUUUUACAGAAGAAAAACACAUCAUGCAUCCUGGUAGCAACAAAUUGUGGAGGGUGCUUCUAAGAAAGACUUGAACAAUGUGAACAUUCCUAAGAAGACUAGAGGUAGUAACUGGAUCCCAGUGGAGUUUAUAUCCAAGUUCAGACUCCUAAUACAUUAUUACUGUUUCCCCAUGUCCUGCUCCUCAGACAUUUCUCACCCUUCACACUCCUGCCUUAACUGCUUGGUAGUGUGCAUUUCUUUCCAGUUAAUCUUUUAUCUCAAUCUGUUACGAGUUUUGAAUCUUAUAGGAAAACGCACAUCAAAUUCCUUUCUAAAAUAUGAGGGUUUAGUGAAACUCAGUUUCACAAUAAGUGUCUUGCUAAUUUUUCAAGAUGUUUUAUGGACAAAGAACACUUUACAGAUUUAUAUGUAUUUUGCUGCAAAAGUAAAUGGACCAUUAACUAGGGCCUACCUUUAACAGAGCACUCCUUUGAAAGUUUUAUAGAUAUGAAAUAUAUGUAGAUAUUUGUAAGGGAUUUUAAUUUUUUUGAUGGGGUGCUGUGUAUAUCUUGUAUUUAUAAAUGUAAUGAAGGUAUUGACAAAAUAUAUAUACAACUUUUAUAAAGGAUUGUGUACUGACUGAAUACAUUUAAAAAUAUAUAUUUUGAAAUCUGUUCUGCCAUGAACAGAGAUAACAUAUCUUUUUACUAUGCUGUUGGGUUUUUAGGUUAAGCUUCCUAAUGCAUAAUAAAUUUGCCAUGGAUA